Messenger RNA from Cladocopium goreaui, 2031 nucleotides. NCBI's taxonomy places the organism in Eukaryota, Dinophyceae, Suessiales, Symbiodiniaceae. The record is from the annotation of a GenBank genome assembly.
AUGACGUGGUUUGCGAGUGCCAUCCAAAUUUUGGGUGCCAUUGGUAAGACCACUGCAUUGGACCGUGAUGACAGGUUGGAACCUCUCACUGCCAACAGUGAUGUCGGCCGGAACCCAAUGACGUGGUUUGCGAGUGCCAUCCACAUUCUGGGUGCCACUGGUAAGACCACUGCAUUAGACCGUCACGACAGGUUGGAACCUGAGGUUGGAACCUCCGAGCUUAGGCCAAGCUCGGAGGUUCCAACCUGUGCUGAGCCAUGCACGGGCAGUGGCAGCAAACCGCCACAGGUACGUAUCAGGAUCAUCGAGGUCGAAGUCGCACCCCACCUGGCUUACAUCAGCCACCUCAGCUCCAGUCACACCGCCGAAGGCUACAGCCAGACGGCCGCCAAGGACAAAGCCGCACUGCAGAAGGCCAAAGCAAAAGCGCACCGGCAACCGAACCCUGAGAAGAUGGAUACGGACAGACCAACUGAGUUCAAUCCUGAGGACGAGAUGGUCUACCGGAUAAGAGAUGUGCCAGGCCACCCACAUGUGAGAGAUGGCCGCCUGACGUUCGUGGGUCCGGAAGCGAAAUGUUGCCAUGACCAGGUCCUGGAUGAGUACAAGACGUUUCUUCCAGAUAGAGAAUUGAAACUCCUCAAUCUGAAUAUCAUGAAUUUUGUCCACCGCAAGGGGAUGUUUGCAGAGAGGCGCCCCGACGCUCAGGUGAAGGAGGAGAAAACGGAAGAGGAGACGGAUCAGGUUAAGGAAGAAGAGGCUGAGGAUGAUGAGGAGACAAAGAUUGAGAAGAAGUGGACUCUUCCUCAUGACGACGCAGAUUAUGAUGCAGACAGUGAUCAAGAUUUCGAGACCAAGCCUGAGGAUCCCGGCAAUGAGGAACAAGAACAUGUGAUUUACGAAUUGCAUGAAAAAUCAGAAUCAAGCUCAGACUCGGACGAUGGGUUCGAGUCAGUGCCAGUCGACGACGAAGCUCCAGCUGAAGGUCCAGCGCCUCCCUCAAUUUUGCUGCCUGCCCAGCCGAAGUUGCCUCCGGCCCAGGCUUCCCAAGCUGCCAAGGCUUCCCAGGCUGUUCCGCGGCGGCCAGCAGCAGCGGAACCAAAAGCUAAACCCCCUGCCAAGGUUGCAGGUGAUGGUUGGAGCCUCCCUGCUAUGAAAACUGAGGCUGCAGACGCCGCAGGCCCAAAGAUGUUGUCAGUGUUCACGCUCAGGAAAAGGGUGGAUAUCCGCGGCCAACAGCCCCUCACGGUUUCGGCGGAUGCUGCCCCUGCAGAGGCACGGCAACUCCGUUACCAGGAAUUUGCCAACAGCAUUCAGAUGAGGCGUGCCCAGGAUGCUGUGCGAGAGGCCUGUAACGACAGAGGAUUGAACUGCCAGCUACCGGAGACCCAAGUGCAGCAGAUGUUGGCCAAUUGGGAGACUGAGGCUGAUUAUGAGGAGCGUCAGAGACACGGAGUCAGAGUCAGCUUCUGUCAGGUCUCAUUUGGACGAGGAUGGCAAUUACGACUGAGCUUAGCCAUCAAUCUUCUGAUGUGCCGGAAGCAAUUGGGCUAUUCCGUCCGCUUUGUCGUCGUCCUGUACAAGGUGGACGGCAACGAUCUCAGCACACAGGCCAAAACAGCCAUCCGCAAGGACUAUUUUGAAACCAUUCAGUGGCUGAAGCACAAUUGCAACCACGAGCUUGCAUCAGGGAGCUUGGUAGUCUAUGUGGCGUCUGCCCCAGUUUUUCAUUCCUCGAAAAUGAAAAAUCUGGCACACAAGUGUGCCUUGCUGACUCCAUGGCAGCAAGGUUGCACAAUUCCAACGCCAGAGGCCGGUGAAGGUUGGAACCUCUCGGAGCAAUGCCGCAAGGCCAUGCCAUUGGAUCCCAAAAGCUUUGCAGCGCAAUAUGACAUCAGGACACCGGCGAGCUUUGAUCCAACAAUUGGCGCCGGCAAUCCCAGAAAUCACAUGUUGGUCAAUCUCGACGCCGACAACAUCCUUCCUGAUGGUUGUUGGGACAAUCUCAUCACAUCCCUGUCUAAGAGGUGA